CCUUCAUCUGAGUGUGUUCUGUCUAGUAAUUUUGUAUUCCUUGCGAGCAGUCCGUCGCCAGAGUUAAAGCACCCGACACGUUUUAUUUGUAUCCAGUUGACAUAAAACACACAUUGUGUCCAACCGGGGAGGCAAACACUGAAGCUCAGCUCAGCUCAGCUGAAGUUUGUGUUCUGUUACCAUAGUUACAGGACGCCGGAAGCAGUUCGAUGAGUUGCAGACACGAGUACUGAAAUUAUAGUAAGUUACAGGCUACACCUGGACAGCCAAGAACAAGAAUCAUGGAGAAAUCCCGUGUUAUGGCAACCAAAUUCCUCAAGAAACGAAAACAAGGUCGGAAAAGCAGUCGGGAAAAGCCUUCGUGCGGUUGGCCCCCUUCCAGGCACGAAAAUCACAUUGCGAGACUGCCACCUGAGGUUCUGUUGAAGAUCCUGACCUUCUUGGAUGCCCCCGCUCUGUAUUCCCUUGGCUGCGUUAACAAACAGCUUCAUGAGCUUGCCAACACCAAUGCUCUGUGGUACAGGCUAUACAUUCGAGAGUGUGCGAAGAAGAAGACGCUCAAGGCAAAGCUGGUGGAUGAGGUGGCAUAUGGUCUGACCAGCGCCACCAUACAGGAGAAGCCCAGGGGUCACUGGAAGAGGCUCCUCUUCAAGAAGAUGGCUGGCUUCAACCAGAGCAAGUGGAUCAGCCAGCUCAAAGUCAUUAACCCUUACACCGGGCUGCCAAGGCAAACAGAGCAUGUCCUUAGGAGCUUGGGCGUGACGUGGGAGUUGACGAUGACCGAUAAAGAAGGACGGCAGAGCACCUUUAAGCACUCGCACGCUUUCUUCUCCGAGUCCACCCUCAACCUGACCUGGAUUGGCCUGGGUGGCCCGGAGUGGUGGAAGAUUCUCUCGCUGCAUUUCCACGGUGUGGUGCCCCUGACGUUAGACCGAGGCUCAGCCUCUCGCAGACCUGCAACAUGGCGCUCUCUGAUCGCUGAAGCGGACACGAAGAAGUACAGCUGGAAGUUCUUCGGCUACGACAGGCUGGUGAGGGUGAAGCACAGCAUGCUCUUCCCAGGGCUCAUCGUGGGACUCUGGAGGAGCAAUGUGGACAUUGUGUUUGUCAAGGUGAACUUGCAUCUUCACAAGCUGGUAGAGAAAAUCCUUCUUGGAUCAAUUACCUGCCCCUACGCCGUGCCAGAGUACCAGCCUGUGUUUGAUGACGUCGACCCAGAAUAUGGUCUCCAUGGAUACAAGGUUCACGUGGAGCUCCACGACAUGAUGAAGCUCAUCAUGUCUGACCAGUUCACUGGACUCUUCUGCCGGAGACAAAACAUUAGUGACGGUUACGUGAUGUUGCGGGCCAUCUCGAGGGAGAAGAAGUCUGAGCACACGGCCUUCGCUGACAAGUUCAGCCUGAAGUGGCGGUCCGAGGGCUUGGAGGGGGUGGUGGAGAGUUGCUGCGUGAUGAGUGUGACAGUGCUGGACGAGUCUCAGACACCCUUCUGGUGCGUGUGUUCUCCCGUCGCCAUCGUGCUGUCCAAUGAGGAUGUGUGGUACGACUAUAGGGGCGAGCCCUACGUCAUCCGGUAUAAGGACUCAGACGGAAAGAUCUCCAUGGACCUCAUUUGGAUGGAAGAACUAGGCCAGUACUUCCUGGUGAAGUUUAAUGUUUACCUGCCCGUUGCAAAAAUCAAUAGGUGCUUCGGAAGGAAUUACUAAGAAUAACAUAAGAUUUUGUUUGUAUAUACAGAAUGAUGGAAAAAUUGUUUUGCGUUUCAUAAAUUUGUACGGUGUUUGAUGCAUUGAAAUUGCUAGCAGAAUUUUAUUUUUAAUUUUAGAAUAUGUUCAAAACAUGUUGCAUCAUUAUCACACCAGUACAUUUGUAAAUAAUAGUUUGACAAGGUUUGUACAAAGUUUGUAAAAAAAAAAAGAACAUUGAUAACUGUCGUGCAUUUCUGUUGUGGAAUAAAACAAUGGUUUAUUUCUG
This is a messenger RNA of Clupea harengus (Atlantic herring), 1974 nucleotides long. RefSeq names its product F-box protein 15 (gene fbxo15). Gene Ontology annotation, cellular component: SCF ubiquitin ligase complex. NCBI's taxonomy places the organism in Eukaryota, Metazoa, Chordata, Actinopteri, Clupeiformes, Clupeidae. The record is from RefSeq and is a predicted model, not a curated record. Gene Ontology annotation, molecular function: protein binding.